Molecule: messenger RNA, 1915 nt
Organism: Anolis sagrei ordinatus
Lineage: Eukaryota; Metazoa; Chordata; Lepidosauria; Squamata; Anolidae
Source: RefSeq, a predicted model, not a curated record
AUGGCGGGGUCUGGCCCGGGCGAGGCGGGGGCGGCGCUGGCGCUGGCGGGGCUGCGGGCGGAGGUGUCGGCGGUGCGGGCGGAGCUGGAGGCGCGCGUGGGCGAGGCGGUGCGGCUGUGGGCCCCGCUGGGAGAGGCGGUGGCGCAGGCGCAGUCCGAGGCAAGCGCCCUCCGCGCCCAGGUCGAGGCCCUCGCCCAGCAGGUGGCCGCCCUCGCCGCCAGGCAGCAGGGCCUGGACCUGGAGGGCGCCCACCCCCAGCAGAGGAGGAGGAGCAGCAGCCAGGCCCUCUUGGUGGAGAAUGGGCCCUCCGUUGAGGAGAAGGAGGGUCCCCCAGGUCACGAUCCGGAGGCUGCGCUGCCAUGCAGGGCACACCUCCCGGUGACGGCGGUGACCAAGGGGGAGAUGCACGGCCACAACAGACAGGAAGGGCCCAGGGACCCCUCCCAGACAGAUGGGAGCCCUUCCACCCAGAUCCCGCUGCAGGCCCGGGUGUCCAGCUCAGCCCCGAAGUUCCCUGCGCCCCUCUCAGAGCGGUUCUCCUCCUCCGUGCCGGCCAUCAGCACCGAAAGCAGCCCAACCCUCAAGGGCAGCCCACUCGCCUCUCCUCUUGACCCGGCGGUCAAGCCGCAGGCCGAGCGGCGCAAGGAGCUGGUCCGGUCGCAGACACUGCCACGCACUUCGGGGGCACAAGCGCGCAAGGCCCUGCUGGAGAAGUUCGAGCAGGAUACCGGAGGCGGACGAGGAGGAGGGAGGGGGAGAGGCGGGGGGCGGCCCAAGCUGCAGCGCUCGCAAAGCCUGGGGGUGACCAGCGCCAGCGGCAUCAAGCAGAUCCUGCUGGAGUGGUGCCGCUCCAAGACCAUCGGCUACAAGCACAUCGACCUGCAGAACUUCUCCAGCAGCUGGAGCGACGGCAUGGGCUUCUGUGCCUUGGUCCACUCCUUCUUCCCCGAAGCCUUCGAUUACCAGGCGCUGCAGCCUGGGAAGCACAGGGAGAACCUCGAGACGGCCUUCAGCGCUGCGGAGAAGAUGGCCGGCUGUGACCGUUUGAUCGAAGUGGAGGACAUGCUAGCCAUGGGGCGCAAGCCGGACCCCAUGUGCGUCUUCACCUACGUCCAGUCGCUCUACAACCAUUUGCGGCGCUUCGAGUGAGAAGAACGGGGGCCGGGACCCCCACCUCAUUUCAUUCACAUUUAUCUCUGCAUAUGUACUUACUCUUCUAUUUAUGUGUGUGUGUGUGUUUAUAUAUAAAUACAUACAUACAGCCUGUCCCCAAGUUACAAACAAGAGAGGUCCUGUGGGUUUGUUCUCAAGCUGAAUCUGUAUGUAAGUCAGAACUGGGAGAUUUUUUAAGUGCAACUUGAGCCAUCUAUUUAUUUAUUUAUAUAUUUAUAAAUAAAUAUAUAUGUAUAUACAUAUACCCACAGUACAGUCUCACUUAUCCAACCUUCACUCCAACGUUCUGUAUGAUCCAAUGCUUCCCGCCCGGAUCCACAGCUGUUUCAAUACAUUGUGAUGUUUUGGUGCUAUUUCUGUCCAUGUGUUUUGGUGCUUAAUUUGUAAAACUAUAAUGUAAUUUGACGUUUAAUAGGCUUUUCCUAAUCCCUCCGUAUUAUCCAACAUUGUCACUUAUCUGACCUUCUCCCGGCCCGUUUAUGUUGGGCAAGUGAGACUCUACUGUAUAUAUAAUUGAGUUUUGGAUCAAAUAGGGAAGGGUUCACAACCCUUGUAACGUUUCCUUUGCGGUCUGUGCCUCUGUUCAGAAGAUAAUAUGUUAUUAUAGGAUAAAAUAAUAUUUGCAACUCGGGGACAGCCUGUAUGUCAUAAUAUUAUAAUAUAUUAUGAUGAUGAUAAUAUAAUAUUUGUACCUUGGGAAUGGCCUGUAUAUAAUAAUAAUAAUAAUAAUAAUAAUAAUAAU